AUGAUGGACCUUUUUGAAACUGGCUCCUAUUUCUUCUACUUAGAUGGAGAAAAUGUGACUCUGCAGCCAUUAGAAGUGGCCGAGGGCUCUCCUUUGUAUCCAGGGAGUGAUGGUACCCUCUCCCCCUGCCAGGACCAACUGCCCCAGGAAGCCGGGAGUGACAGCAGUGGAGAGGAACAUGUACUGGCGCCCCCGGGCCUGCAACCUUCCCACUGCCCGGGUCAGUGUCUGAUCUGGGCUUGCAAGACUUGCAAGAGAAAAUCUGCCCCCACAGAUCGGCGGAAAGCUGCCACCCUGCGCGAAAGGAGGAGGCUCAAGAAAAUCAACGAGGCCUUUGAGGCCCUGAAGCGUCGGACUGUGGCCAACCCCAACCAGAGGCUGCCCAAGGUAGAGAUUCUGCGGAGUGCCAUCAGCUACAUUGAGCGUCUGCAAGACUUGCUGCACCGGCUGGAUCAGCAAGAGAAGAUGCAGGAGCUGGGGGUGGACCCCUACAGCUACAGACCCAAGCAAGAAAUUCUUGAGGGUGCGGAUUUCCUGCGCACCUGCAGCCCCCAGUGGCCAAGUGUUUCGGAUCAUUCCAGGGGGCUCGUGAUAGCUACUAAGGAAGGAGGAGCAAGCGUGGAUGCCUCAGCCACCAGCAGUCUCCAGUGCCUUUCUUCCAUAGUGGACAGUAUUUCCUCGGAGGAACGCAAACUCCCCAGUGUGGAGGAGGUGGUGGAGAAGUAA
Arvicola amphibius (Eurasian water vole) is the source of this 726-nucleotide messenger RNA. RefSeq names its product myogenic factor 6 (gene Myf6). NCBI's taxonomy places the organism in Eukaryota, Metazoa, Chordata, Mammalia, Rodentia, Cricetidae. Gene Ontology annotation, biological process: regulation of transcription by RNA polymerase II; muscle organ development; positive regulation of myoblast differentiation. Gene Ontology annotation, molecular function: DNA-binding transcription factor activity, RNA polymerase II-specific; RNA polymerase II cis-regulatory region sequence-specific DNA binding; protein dimerization activity. The coding region runs from base 1 to 726 and encodes 241 amino acids. The record is from RefSeq and is a predicted model, not a curated record. The transcript has 3 exons.